Messenger RNA from Zophobas morio, 756 nucleotides. RefSeq lists its product as uncharacterized. The transcript is spliced from 2 exons. The record is from RefSeq and is a predicted model, not a curated record. Lineage: Eukaryota; Metazoa; Arthropoda; Insecta; Coleoptera; Tenebrionidae. The coding region runs from base 1 to 669 and encodes 222 amino acids.
AUGCUCCUUCGAAUCGUUGUCCUGGCCACCAUCCCCAUGGUUCUCGCCUACGUGCUCGAAACCGGCAAGGAGUUCGACGCGUCGCGCUACUCCUCCAAAGGCGAGAAAGGCGAACGAGGUUACCUCGGCCACCACAGCGCCGAAAAGGGCGCGCAAGGCCACCACGACAAAGCCAACCAUCGCAAAGAGUACGCCGAAAAAGCGGGCCAACGUCGAGGCUACGAUCACGCAGACGGGUACUACGCGGACCACCAGCAGGGCGACAAAGGGAGCAAGGGGUUCCACUACGAGGACCACGGGAAGUACGCGAAAGGGCACAGUACGAAGGGACGCCACAACGUCCACAAGUUGAACGAGUUCAAGAAGGACACGGAUUUCUACGACGAGGAUAACGACCAAGGGUUUGAGGAGAGGCACGGGGGGUACGAGGCGACGAAGAAAGUGGCGCACGGGGACUUCUACAAGGGUGGGUACGACAAGAAAGGAUCCGACGCUGCGAAAUACGGAGUAGCGGGUUUUGUUGAUAAAGGGUCGCACUAUUUUGACGAUCAAGGGUACAAAAAGGGCCAGGGACAGGACGCGUACUAUGGCAACUAUGCGAAGUUUGCAAAGAAAGGCGGCAAGGACGAGUUUGACAAGUUCGGGUUCACUAGCUUCAAGAAAGAGUGACUUUGUUGUUGUUGUUGACUUAUUAUCAGUCCACAACACGUGGAGGAGCAGGUACAUAAAGCAAGAAAUCAACUAAUUAAAAGCCAC